CAAUGGUACCCUGCAACAACCCCUGCCGAACAAUAGGCUCGAUACAACCCAAUUCGUCAUCGGUCAGAACCAGAUCAGUGUGCGGGACUGGAUUGAAGGAACCCAGCAUGACACAGACAGUCUCAGUAAGUUUGACAACGAUCACGCUGAUACCCAAAUCGGGGCUCUUGGAACGCGCACCGAAAGGGUUUUUGGUAGACUGGAGCCCGCCCCAAUUUUUGAGUUUAGGGACUUGGGCAGUUCAAAGAGAGAAACAUUCGUCCGUGACGUUGUGGACGCCGAGGGAUGCGUGAUCAAGCUCCAUCUGGCAUCUUAGUAGCUACACCUGGAGUAUGGAGGCGCUUGUCUCGUGUUUCUCGAAUCUCCAAGCACACGAACGGAUGGUUCUCUCGAUACAAAAGCUCCACCACCGUCCGGCUUCUCGCGCCCUCAAAAACAAACCCACCAGGAUGAAUU
This is a messenger RNA of Aspergillus melleus, 456 nucleotides long. RefSeq lists its product as uncharacterized. The transcript has a single exon. NCBI's taxonomy places the organism in Eukaryota, Fungi, Ascomycota, Eurotiomycetes, Eurotiales, Aspergillaceae. The annotation marks the transcript as partial. The record is from RefSeq and is a predicted model, not a curated record.